AUGCUCACAACCUUCGAUUUUGGUGUCAACAUCGAUGAGGAGGAAUGGGGAGUUCUCCACAACAAAUUGCGCUCGUUUGUGUCUGGCCACGAAAAAAUGCUGAUGGACAUUCAACAAACAUUCAACCGUCGCUGGGACCCAACAGUGUGGGAUGCCCAUUCCGAUACUGUGUUCCUGCAGCUCGGAGCGGAGGCACUGCGACACCUACUCGAGAAGGACCCGCCGGAGGAGGAAGACGACGAAUUUAGCACAUCGAUAGCAGACGUUCUUGGGAGGACGCAGAUACAAAAUCGUCUUUUCUAUCGAAUAACACUGUGCUUCGCAGACCUUGCGCUUAAAAUGGAGUCGCUCACGAAGGAGGCAAACGACCUGUUGCUGCCACCUCUUGCAAUGUUUGACGAUAACAACUGUCGGGAUGGAUGUGCCGAAGAAACUGAAGAUGAAGAAACCGAUGGUAUUACCGAUGAGGAAGCGCUUCGAGGAGCCGGUCGCAUGUUAGGCGUUCUUCAAAAGGUAUGGAGGUGGCUUAGGCGCGUGCAGAAGGUUGUUUGCCACGUGGUGCAGCAACUUGCGUCGCUUUAUUCACCGCAACACAAGUGUGAAAAUUAUCGCUCGUUCUCUCGCGUGCGCUAUUUGCUGAUCUGGCGCAAGCUUGCAGAUCUUCUCGGGGCCGUUGUUUGCGUAGAAGAGGUUUUAUACUCACACGACACACUUCGUUACGGUCUCUCGAUAUAUCGUAAGCUGCUCGCGCAAGUGUCAAGGAACUUGGAGAAAUUCGAAUGCGACGAGGAAAAAUUAGAUCUUUUUUGCCACUUGCUGACAAAAAUCGACAAGGAGUUACUUGAUGACGGAAUACUAAAACGCAUAACCGGACAAGCAUUUGAAACAGGUUUCGUGGCCACUGCUGAUGAACCGCCACUGGUUGUUACAACAAACAAAAGGCUCUACGAAGAGUUCACGGACGUUCUAAUUCAGUUCAUAACCUCUGCUGAAGGGACUAUUGGAACCAUGCGGGGAUAUGAUGAACGUGAGCGCUACGUUGGAGUCCUUGGGCUCUACUAUAUGUACCUCCGCUUGUUCUCUAGUGUGGCCGAAGAGUCGCACCGACGGGACAUUUGUAACCGUAUUUUUGCUUUGUAUCGCAAGAUUCCCAUUGUUUACAUACGUGGAAUGCAUUGCUUUCGUACUGCUCUGUGGUUCAUUCGACGCCUGAAUGCGGAGCUAAAACGAUUUCACCUCGAUGCGGUGAAGGAGAGGACGUUGCUUGUUAAGCAGGAGUGCCAAAACAGCAAGUUAGCAUUUCUUCCGCAGAUGAACCGCUUUACGACACUUGUUAGCGUGUGGCUCGCGGAAAUGGAGAGCACCGCUGCAGCCGCAAACCACUCGCAGCACGGGGAGUUUCUCCAGACAGUUGCGUUGGUGCUGCAGCGGGGUGUUUUUCUGGCACAUAAUGUCCGAAGAUUAAUUGUAUAUCACGUUGCCCUGCAUGACUGCGCAGAUGACGCUCUUUCUGUGCAUGACGUUGAUGGAAUAUCCCAGGGUGUGCAGAUGCUGAUGAUGAUACGGGCUGCGUACCACGAUAAAACAGGAGUAAUUGCCGCUUCGUACAAUGUGUUAGUGGGUCAUAUUAAAUAUGUAAUGGAGCAACAUUUGUACGACAUGUGCCUCGGAAUGAGCAAAAUUCCUCAGCGUAACAGCACUGCAGAAACCAAAGAUCAGUACAGUGCCAUCUGUAUGGCACUUGAUCUGCUGCGUAAACCACAAACACCCGAAAACGUCAUGUGCAUUGACCUUGUACUAAGUGUUGUGUUUCACAGGCAGAAAACAAACGGGACUUCUUCAACAGCUGCCCUAACCGCUGAGCACGGCGGUGGUACUCUUAUCGCCUUCUCGCAACUUGGCCGCAUAGCUUCAUACCAAAAGUCGAUUCAGGAUGCAACUAACUGUGAGUUUUUGUACUGGCAGCGGGAAGUAUUCUUUCCAACCUUCAUCAAGCGGCUCUACCAAAAACCAUUGAACUCCGAGUACAUGCCAUACACGAUACUGGCAAUGCACGAUUGUGUCCCGUCUAUUCUUUCCUCCAGGCACACCAAGAGCGCAAGGUCUCUGCUCGACGCUUAUACUUCUUACACGUGGGGGUGUAUUCGCGAGCACCUUAUCGAGCCGUUGUGUGUUGACAUUGAAAACGACCUCCGUCUGUGUACCCACUCAGUCGUCUUGGGGCAGCCGUUUAGACAAAUUGGGGCCUCGACACGCGCACGAGAUAUGGCACGGUUUACGCGGCUACCCCCGAUCUGUCUUUUCAGUGAGUGGCUACACAUUGCAACCGAAGUGGAGAAGCACUUGGACGAGAAAUUUUAUAAUCUUAAUGCCCUAAUGGCCAAUGAUUGGAAGACAUACGAGGAAAUACGCAACUUGGCGCUCCAGCGGUAUGGAUUGCGGAUAUGUGAUGGAUAUCUUCCGGGUAGUAUAGUUGAUCAGGGACUCGAUGUGCUUGUAAUAACGGAGAACAUACAAGUUUUUGUUGCUAACUACACGUACAACAUGAAUGAACAACUCUUUGUGCAACGACCGUCGACUACAGAGUCGAAACAUCUGCACACCCUGCAUAUUCGCCACAUUGCCAAUUCCAUACGGACACACGGAACUGGUAUUAUGAAUACAACAGUAAACUAUGUUUACAAGUGUCUCUUAAAGAAACUUGCUAUACUUUCACAAUUUCUUUGCGAUGACCACGUUAAGUCGAGGUUACUCAAAAAUGCGAAGCUGCUGCACCACAAGAAGGAGGAGCGAAGCGUCGAGUACACGCUCGCGUGGGCAGAAAAAUUUAUUCGUGAGAUGCAUAAGUUGGGAGUUGCGGAUGACGGUCAAACUUUCCUCUCUAAAUUUCGUCACCUCGUUUCGGAAAUUGGCAACGCCCUAGCUUACAUGAGGAUGAUGCGCAGCGGCGGUCUGCGUGCCGUCGCUGAUUCUGCGGCUUUUGUACCGUUUGUUGAUGCCGACGUUAGUCUGGAGCGGUUCGUUAUCCCUGAAUCCGAUGAAGAAAAUGAAGGCAAUGGUGAUAAUAAGUCGAAUGAUGCUGACGGAAAUUGUGAGAAAGGCAGCGACAGUGGUGAAUGCAGGAAAAGCAGAGAAAAAGUACCGCAGUGUACCACUCAGGCGGUGCAAGUAGUCGAUGGAGUCAUUGGUAGCAUGCGUGAGAAGUUGUCUGAUGGCUCAGCGUACUUCCGCAUGCUUCUGGAGGCAGUGACCAAGCGCUUAAAAGGGGCCGUCAAGUACACUCAUUUGAAAAACUUCUAUCUCAUUGUUCCACCCAUAUGUGUUCUGCACGUUGAAACCAUGAUACGGGAGAAAGAACAACUCGUCAAGAAGAACAAGGACGGUAUAUUUACGGAUGACGGUUUUGCAUUGGGGUGUUCUUUCUUGCUUAAACUUUUUGGUGUGUGGAACCUUUUUGAUUCACUACACUGGUUCGAAAACAUACGGAAGCAUUAUGGGUCCCACCUCCAAGAGGUUCGUGAAGGGAUUGCCAGACACGAACAAAAGAUGAAAGCAAGCAAGAACGCAGCUGUUUGUUGGGAAGAAGAGGUCAACAACAUGCAUCUGACGUCUAUGAUGCUUGAAUGUUCACUGGGUGAGUAUACCGCAUUGGAGGAGGCUUUCGUGUCAAGCAAAGUUUUCUUCUACUUUGCGACGCCGGAGGACGCCAGCGGUGAGCUUCAAGAUGAUGACAAGGACGAAAGUGAAGAAGGUACAGAUGCAGAUGAAGGCUAG
Trypanosoma brucei brucei TREU927 is the source of this 3774-nucleotide messenger RNA. RefSeq lists its product as hypothetical. The record is from RefSeq and is a predicted model, not a curated record. The coding region runs from base 1 to 3774 and encodes 1257 amino acids. Lineage: Eukaryota; Euglenozoa; Kinetoplastea; Trypanosomatida; Trypanosomatidae. Gene Ontology annotation, biological process: endosomal transport; endosome organization. Gene Ontology annotation, cellular component: WASH complex; endosome. The transcript has a single exon.